Molecule: messenger RNA, 871 nt
Organism: Wyeomyia smithii (pitcher-plant mosquito)
Lineage: Eukaryota; Metazoa; Arthropoda; Insecta; Diptera; Culicidae
Exons: 4
Coding region: 10-864 (284 amino acids)
Source: RefSeq, a predicted model, not a curated record
AUCUACAACAUGGCCAAUCAAAAAUUAUCAAUCUUUCCGAGAAUCGAUACCAGUCCACCAAUUCUUUAUGUGGAUAAUGUUCUACGGUCAACCAAGCUGGUGCACGAUAUUCGUCGCCAACGGGAAAUUGCCAAGACAAAUAAGAACCUUUUACAGCGAAUCAAUCGAAUUAAUCGCACACGGGGAUUUCUCGGUGUAAGCUAUAAGUGUAAGGCAAAAAGAUUUCUGAACUGGGAAAGCCGCGUCCGUGAAGCGAGAAGAAUCCAACGGGCUAAUCUGGUUCUCUUGGAACGGAUUAUUGAUGUUCCUCCAGCUUACUCUAAAUUAGAUCAGGAGAAAUUUUAUCACCAAUCCCGUAGGUAUCGUAGAAUUAUUUCGAAGAAAAAUGUUGUGCAGACUGCUCCCGGUCGAAAGACUAAGGAACGCUCCGAUUGCUACAGUAUCAAAAUUCAUUUUUGUGAACGAAACGACCGUAAACUAGGCACUUUAAAGAUUACCAUGUACAUGAGCAAUGUUCUGGGCUAUUUGCACGACGAGGGUAUUCAUGCUAUAUAUGGCCGAGUUUACCGCAUUUAUGAGGGUCAAUAUGUUAUUAUUCGGGGACAUGUAAGCAUUUCCGAGGCAAAAGGACAAAAAAGGCAGUUGAUUGAAAACGUUGAGCGGGGAUCGUUGCUUAGAGCGAUCAUAAAUGAUCAACCAGCUCUACUUUUGACCCUUAAACCUUUUCAACGUUUAGCAAAUUGUGAGCUAUUGGGAACGGUAGAUCCUGCCGAUGACGGAACGAUAAAUUUACUAAAUUUUUAUGGUUCUACAUGGGGGAGAACACUCGAGCCCGUCCAGUUUCGAAUUGAAAUAAAGAAAUAAUGCUGGU